AUGGGCAAACCGGAUGCGGGUCGCAAACCAGUGGCUUGGGAUGCCGUGGUGUUGACAUGCUCUAGUAAAGAGUGGACUCAGGCGCUGCAGCAAGAGCUGGACAUCUAUUAUGCCAAGGGUUACCUAGGAAAAGACCUCAUUCACCUGGUGGUAGAAGACCCCAAGUCCAACGUUGGCAGCGGAGGAGCAACACUCAACGCUCUUCUGACCGUGGUGGAGUACAUGAGUGCUCGAAGAGGGUUUACGACUAUAAACGCUGAUGUUUUACUGGGAGCACGGAUUCUGAUCAUGCAUACUGGACGAAGCUACACCUACGAGGCUUGCAGUCGGCCCUUUGUCACUUUACCCGCAGUUCGAGACGCCCCAGAGUAUGAUGGUCUUGUUUUUAACUUUGACCUGAUAUUCUCCAUUAUCACAAAAAAGAUUGCUGUUUUUUCAAAACCUGGCAUAUGGGUUUGUAGCACAGAUAUUGUGGUUUCAGUGCCAGAUAAUCUUGAUCUGGAGACAGCAUUUGGUCUCUGUGAUGUCUGUGUGGUGAGCAUUCCCAUGCCUCCCAAGAUGCUGAAGGACCAUGGCGUGUACAAGUUAGAUGCCAAG
Molecule: messenger RNA, 597 nt
Organism: Candidula unifasciata
Lineage: Eukaryota; Metazoa; Mollusca; Gastropoda; Stylommatophora; Geomitridae
Source: the annotation of a GenBank genome assembly